Molecule: messenger RNA, 1346 nt
Organism: Aaosphaeria arxii CBS 175.79
Lineage: Eukaryota; Fungi; Ascomycota; Dothideomycetes; Pleosporales
Product: S-adenosyl-L-methionine-dependent methyltransferase
Exons: 5
Coding region: 41-1315 (424 amino acids)
Molecular function (GO): O-methyltransferase activity
Source: RefSeq, a predicted model, not a curated record
GUAAAAACCCCACGGUCAAACAAUUUCACGAAACCAAAAAAUGGCAACCAGAAAUAAUUCAACUCUCCUAGAGCUAGCAAAGUCGAUCCAAGAGCUCACAUCCCAGCUCGUAGACGAACUCUCAACAAGCGGAUCCCCCGAGCCGACCUUUGACGUUAACUCUACGCCUAUCCCGGAGACCGCUCCCUUCAAGGCCCUGCAAUACGCAUUGAAUGACUCAGCGCAAGAUCUCUUGCGCCUAGUCAAUGGCCCAAAAGCCGAAGCUCGAACCCAGAUAUGCAAUCUGUAUGAUCUAGCAGCGUGGCAAGUAGCGUGCGAAUUCAACUUCUUUGACGCUGUUCCUGAAGAAGGAACAGCAAGCGUUGAAGAGAUUAGCAAGAAGGUCGGUGUGGAUGAGGAUCGAUUGGGACGGUUUCUGAGGAUUUUGGCAACGGAGAGGGUGUUUGAGGAGGUGGAUCCCAAUGUAUUCAGGCAUACGGCGAAGAGUGUGCUGCACCGACGCGAUCGUAAUAUUCGGGAUGCUGUACAUUAUCAGCUUGAUGAGUUCUUCAAGGCUACGUCCGAAACGGCGUCAAGCAUCAAAGAGACACCGCAAACCACCAAUCGCUCCGUCAACCCGUUUGUCUCGCGCCAUGGAAUGGAGCUCUUCCAGUUCUAUCAGAACGACCGUGCACGUGCCGAUCGCUUUGCGAGUGCCAUGGCAGGCAUUGGCAAAAUGGAGAGACAGUUCGAGGAUUUGAGGGAUUGUUAUGCAUGGGGAGACGUUUCGGGGAAGGUAGUGGAUGUUGGGGGUGGAAAUGGACAUAUGAGUGUUGCACUUGCACGGACCUUCCCAACCCUCCAUAUCACGGUCCAGGACUCCCUCUCCAUGCUCUCGCAGGCAAUGAGGCAGAACCUUUCAGAUCUAGCAGGCCGCGUGACUUUCCUCGAGCAUGACUUCUUCGACGUGCAGCCCAUAACUGACGCAAAAGCUUAUCUACUGCGGUACAUCACGCACAAUUGGAGCGAUCAAGAUUGCAUUCGCAUCUUCCGCGCCAUGGUCCCCGCGCUAGAGAAAGCCGCACCGGGAACCCCUUUCUUGAUCAACGAUAUCGUGCUCCCCGAAGCAGGUGGUGAGUUAUCUAAAUAUCAAGAGCGACGCAUGCGCCAGAUCGAUAUCAUGAUGAUGGUCGUUUUGGGUGGGAAGCAGCGCUCGGGAAAGGACUUUGAGAGGUUGUUGAAGGAGGCGGAUGAGAGAUUCCAUAUCAAGAAGAUCCACAGCGCGGGUGAUAUGGGGCUUGUGGAGGCGGUUUUGGACAUGGAGCGUGCUAAUUAGACUUGCAACUAUAGAAUAUAACUAGGUAGCC